Molecule: messenger RNA, 1149 nt
Organism: Bufo bufo (common toad)
Lineage: Eukaryota; Metazoa; Chordata; Amphibia; Anura; Bufonidae
Product: prostaglandin-E(2) 9-reductase-like
Exons: 9
Coding region: 64-1035 (323 amino acids)
Biological process (GO): steroid metabolic process
Cellular component (GO): cytosol
Molecular function (GO): ketosteroid monooxygenase activity; steroid dehydrogenase activity; aldose reductase (NADPH) activity
Source: RefSeq, a predicted model, not a curated record
UCAAGUCGACUUUCACUAAAGAAACUUCAAGAGUCAAGACAGAUCAGAGCUACAAGCAACAUUAUGGCGCUGACAAAACAUUCCAGAUUUACUCUGAAUGAUGGGCACAAGAUACCAGUGGUUGGACUGGGCACCUAUGCCCCUGAAGAGUUUCCAAAGGCUCUGGUUGAGGAAGCUACAAAAGCUGCUCUUGAGUUUGGGUAUCGACACAUUGACUCUGCAUUUAUAUACGCCAAUGAGGUUGAGGUUGGUCGAGCAAUCAAUGCGAAAAUUGCAGAUGGGACGGUGAAGAGAGAAGAUGUGUUCUGCACCAGUAAGCUCUGGAGCACCUAUCACUCACCAAAAUAUGUCCGUCCCGCUCUUGAGAAGUCCUUGAAGAAUUUCCAGCUGAAGUACCUGGAUCUCUUUCUUAUUCACACUCCCGUCGAGUUCAAGCCUGGUGACGAUCUACUUCCAACAGAUGAAAGUGGAAAAUUGAUUUAUCACAAUACUGAUAUUCGAGACACAUGGAAGGCUAUGGAGGAUUGUAAAGAAGCAGGACUGGUCAAAUCAAUAGGUGUCUCCAACUUCAACCACAAACAAUUGGAGCUCAUUCUCAACAUGCCAGGACUGAGAUACAAACCUGUGUGCAACCAGGUUGAGUGUCACCUCUAUUUGAAUCAGUCUAAGCUGCUGGAGUUCUGCAAGCCACACAAUAUAGUUCUGGAGGCAUAUGGAGUGCUGGGCUCAACUCGUGACGUUAACUGGAUUGAUCAGACUGCCCCAAUCCUGCUGGAGGACCCUGUGCUCAAUGCAAUUGCAAAGAAACAUGGCCGAACUCCUGCCCAAGUGGCAAUGAGACACAUGCUUCAGAGGGGAAUAGUGGUUCUUGCGAAGAGUUUUAAGCCGGAGAGGAUCAAGCAGAAUCUUGAGGUUUUUGAAUUUGAGUUGAGUGAAGAGGAAAUGAAAUCUCUGAAUGGACUGAACCAAAAUAGACGUUAUGUUGUGCAAAAAUGGAAGGAUCACCCAAAAUUUUCAUUAAAUGAAGAAUAUUAAAUUCCUCCAUUUUGCUGUGGCCUGUGUUCUCUGACCUGUGUUCAUGAAAAAUGGGGAAGCUUCUAAAUAUUUCAGUUCUGUGCAAAUGAAAUAAAGCAACUGCUGAAACUAAAA